AUGCCAGCUUGGCGUGGAUCGCACUGGAUCCACGAGACCCUUGUAAUAAACGUCGGGAUAUUUGCCAUGCAAUUGCUUGCUAGCACCUUUUGGUGGGAUAUGCUGCGUCAUCCGCAGCGUUCCAGGCCGCCCGAAAGCCGCAUGGCAACCGAUGAGAUCUGUGACAACGUCGUAGUCUGCGCAAGACUUAUAAGCCUACCGCCUGGCCGUAGAAGUGCAGCUCUUCCGAUGACACCAAUCGCGACAACAACAGGCCGUACAGGUAGACGCCGCAAUCUCACGUUAUACCGGAGAGGUCUAAGGUACGGAUAG
This is a messenger RNA of Colletotrichum abscissum, 312 nucleotides long. RefSeq lists its product as uncharacterized. The transcript has a single exon. NCBI's taxonomy places the organism in Eukaryota, Fungi, Ascomycota, Sordariomycetes, Glomerellales, Glomerellaceae. The record is from RefSeq and is a predicted model, not a curated record. Bases 1 to 312 code for a protein of 103 amino acids.